This is a messenger RNA of Saccharomyces eubayanus, 1506 nucleotides long. RefSeq names its product fumarate reductase (gene OSM1). The record is from RefSeq and is a predicted model, not a curated record. Gene Ontology annotation, molecular function: FMN binding; oxidoreductase activity. NCBI's taxonomy places the organism in Eukaryota, Fungi, Ascomycota, Saccharomycetes, Saccharomycetales, Saccharomycetaceae. The transcript has a single exon. Bases 1 to 1506 code for a protein of 501 amino acids.
AUGAUAAGGUCAGUAAGGAGGGUUUUCAUUUACGUAUCAGUAUUCGUAUUGAUACUGAUUUUGAAAAGACAAUUAAGUACCACCGAUCAAAUGUCGAUGAAACAGCCAGUAGUGGUCAUUGGUUCUGGGCUAGCAGGUCUAACCACAAGUAACCGUCUCGUAAGCAAAUUUAAAGUUCCUGUGGUGCUGCUAGAUAAGGCUGAUUCCAUAGGUGGGAACUCUAUCAAAGCAUCUAGCGGUAUUAAUGGUGCUCAAACAGACACCCAACAAAAACUAAAAAUUAUGGACACUCAAGAAUUGUUUCUAGAAGAUACUAUGCACUCCGCAAAGGGGAGGGGAAUUCCCUUACUAAUGGACAAGUUGACCAAAGAAUCCAGGAGCGCUAUAAAAUGGUUACAGACGGAAUUCAAUUUAAAACUUGAUCUUCUUGCACAGUUGGGGGGUCAUUCUGCUCCAAGAACCCACAGAUCUUCUGGUAAACUGCCACCAGGGUUUGAAAUCGUGCAGGCACUAUCGCAGAAAUUGAAAGGUAUUUCUUCUGAAGAUUCUAAUCUUAUGAAGAUUAUGCUAAAAAGUGAAGUUGUUGAUAUUGAGCUGAAUAAUGACGGCCAUGUCACUGGUGUAAUAUACUUAGAUGAGAAUGGCACCCGAAAAAUCCUGAAGUCUCACCACGUCGUCUUUUGUUCAGGCGGUUUCGGUUUCUCUAAGGAGAUGCUAAGAGAGUUUUCACCGAAUUUGAUUCACUUGCCAACCACUAAUGGUAAACAAACGACAGGGGAUGGACAGAAAAUUCUCUCUAAAUUAGGCGCUGAACUGAUUGAUAUGGAUCAAGUGCAAGUCCACCCCACUGGCUUUAUCGACCCAAAUGAUCGCGAAAAUAAUUGGAAGUUUUUAGCUGCAGAAGCACUAAGAGGUUUAGGGGGGAUCUUAUUACACCCUACCACUGGUAGACGGUUUACCAAUGAGUUGAACACCAGAGAUGCGGUGACCAUGGACAUACAGUCUAAGUGUCCAAGAAAUGAUAACAGAGCUCUUUUGGUUAUGAGUGAAAAAGUUUACGAUAAGUAUACAAAUAACAUCAACUUUUACAUGUCCAAAAAUUUGGUCAAAAAAGUGCCCAUUAAAGACUUGAUUCAAAACUAUGGCCUACAGACUACGGCGCAAGACUUGGUUAACGAAUUGAAGAACUAUUCUGAUGUUAAUACCAAGGAUGAAUUUGAUAGAUCAUUAAUUACCAACGCCUUUGAUGGAAAUAUUGCACCCGAAACUUCUGUGUAUGUAGGUGAGAUUACGCCUGUUGUUCAUUUCACCAUGGGUGGUGUGAAAAUCAAUGAAAACUCUCAAGUGAUUAUGAAGAAUUYAGAGAAGGUAUUGUCCAAAGGCCUAUAUGCCGCAGGUGAGGUAUCUGGCGGCGUCCACGGAGCCAAUAGAUUGGGUGGAUCCAGUUUAUUGGAGUGUGUCGUCUUUGGUAAGACAGCUGCUGACAACAUAGCAAAAUUAUAUUAA